UCGUCCUAUCAACAUACAGUAUUGCGACGACAAGUUAGUACUACAAAGAACCUGACAGUUUGGAAUCCGCCUGCGUCUUCUCAUACCGUUGCUGAUUUGACAAACUGUUUUAACGAGUGUCACCAUUCCAUUCAGUGUUUCUCGGUGUUUUUCGAUGAAGAUAGUUCCAACUGUUCUAUGUUUAGCGGGACCAGUGAAGUGGACGCAUAUGGAGACUAUCGGCAAUAUUUCAUCGUUGUCAACAAACUCUUCUCUGUGGAUUUUAUCGCUCGUGCAAAUCUUCUGUGCUCUGGAAAUAAUUCAGGAUAUAUCUUUGAUGCUGCCGCCCCAAUUUGUUACAAAAUCAACACGAUACCAAGAACAAAGUCGGAAGCUAUCGAUUUUUGUCAGGAAUCUGGAGGUCACCUACUGAGAAUAAAAACAGACAAAAAGCAAAAGUUUGUAGAGGUUCUGCCAUUAGAGGAGACAGAUUCUAUCCAAAAAUACCGCAUUGAUGGUGAGAACAUUGACGAAGAAUGGAAAUUCUCUAACGGUGAACGCAUUACACGAUUUUAUUGGUACCCUGGGGAACCAAACGGACAUUAUAACUCUAUUGGGUUGAGAGUUGAACACGGAGGAAAAUGGGAUGAUGUAAAAAAUAAUAAUGAGCAUGGAUGUAUAUGUGAAAAAGAAAUAGAAUAAGGAAACACUAUUUUGGA
Messenger RNA from Ostrea edulis (European flat oyster), 698 nucleotides. RefSeq names its product C-type lectin domain family 17, member A-like. The transcript has 3 exons. NCBI's taxonomy places the organism in Eukaryota, Metazoa, Mollusca, Bivalvia, Ostreida, Ostreidae. The coding region runs from base 178 to 681 and encodes 167 amino acids. The record is from RefSeq and is a predicted model, not a curated record.